Danaus chrysippus (African queen) is the source of this 801-nucleotide messenger RNA. Lineage: Eukaryota; Metazoa; Arthropoda; Insecta; Lepidoptera; Nymphalidae. The record is from the annotation of a GenBank genome assembly.
AUGGCGGAUUCUGGAGUUGAUACAGGUAACGAAAGUAGUGACAAUCCUGUUUUUGACCAUUCUUACUGUGUUUUGGAGUUUAAUCCUCCUGCAAUACCAAUAAAUUUGGCUGGACAACCAAUGCCUGUAGACUUUUUAGGCGAGCCCCACGACCAUAUAGGAAAAAUAAAGUGUUCAACAAAGGCUCGUCACUGCAGAUUGAAAUAUCGUUACGGAAGAUCUCUUUGCUCAUCAAGAAAUAAGAAGUUGAGAUUUGCUGCGUCCACCAAUAACACGGAGCUAGUAGAGAAGCUUUUGUUAUCAGGUGCAGAUCCGAAUUGUUCAGAUGAACAUAAAAGAAGCCCCUUGCAUUUAGCAGCUUGUAGAGGAUAUGUUGAUGUUAUUAAAAUGUUAAUAAGACAUGGUGCAAAUCCAAACAACAAGGAUACUCUAGGCAACACGCCCCUCCACCUUGCCGCUUGCACUAAUCACAUUCCCGUUGUCAUCGAACUACUUGAUGCAGGCACUGAUGUCAGUUCUAAUGAUAAAAAUGGUCGCAAUCCUAUACAGCUUGCUCAGAGCAAACUAAAGCUCAUACAAAUGAGACCCAGUGGAGCCGGACAUUUUGAGGAAACAAAGCAGCUCAUCAGUGAAAUAUGUCUGGUUGUAGAAAUGAUGCUUAAAUAUAUGAAAAUACAGAAAGCUGAUGCCGGUGAAAUUGAAUCCGUAAGAGAGAGACUUGAAAACGUCAGCACAAGAGAACAAGUUGAUUCUGAAGUACAAAACCUCUUGGAUAGUCUUGAUUCAUUAAAAUUAAGAUAA